AUGGCUACAGGUCUGCGACUUUCCAAGGCCGACGCUGCAAUCACACGAGAGCUGUCGCGGUCGACUUCUGUCGUCUCGUCCAUGGCGCCUGUAGCUGCUAAUAGGAGCGAUGUACAAGAUCUGCCUUCGCAACGGAUCGGGGACGUACAGGGCUAUCCGGCGCUGCUGAGGAUCGAAUCUCAAGGUACUCCAGGACGGCAACAAAAUGGAGCGCCUCCAGCAUUCCGCUUCGUAGGCCAAGGUCAAGAGCCGUUUCCACCGCCGCCCAGCUAUGCACAGCCCAGUCAAACGUCAUCCAUGCCAUCCCAGCAGCCCUCGCCCACCUUUUCCACUCCAGGUACCUUGGUCAACCAAUCUUUCGCGUCGGCUACACCUGCUGAAUCUCAAGUUGACGACUGGUGA
Messenger RNA from Pyrenophora tritici-repentis Pt-1C-BFP, 402 nucleotides. RefSeq names its product DUF1421 domain containing protein. NCBI's taxonomy places the organism in Eukaryota, Fungi, Ascomycota, Dothideomycetes, Pleosporales, Pleosporaceae. The record is from RefSeq and is a predicted model, not a curated record.